GCAUUUCAUUCUCGGCUCGCACGUUGGCGCAAACGGUUCAUUAGCUGGCGGAUCAAUUCCAUUCGGUCGGGUUUCGAUUGGGUUUUGGGCCAAAAGUGCAUUUCCUAACAUCGACAUUGGCCGGACAGCAGAAGCCCCUGGGUCUGGUGGUCAUCUGCUUUGUUUUUUUGCUUCAUUUACCUCGAGCCGCGUCGGUUGAUGAAAUUCCGCUUCUUAUUGUUAUUGGUGCGCUGGCGUUGCAUUUGAUUGGAGUUCGAGUGACGAAAGUGCCAAGAGUCGAAGACAAUCAAUUAGAGGGUGCAUUAUGAUCGGCCAUUCGAUGCAUCCCAUGACGACGAUGAUGCUUCACAUCGUGAUUUUAGCAGCCACUUUUACGGCUGCGCAGUGCUUUCAAUUGAACAUGACGCAGUUCUAUGAGAUGCCUCCGCUGUACGACUUGGAUGACUACGAUCGUUGCCUCCAGGAAUUGAAUGGCCAGGCGUCCACUUACUGCUUCGUCCGCGCGGAAGUCCAGCCCGAUGAGUCGGUGGCCGCAUGGCGGGCAAUUGCAGAGAUUUCGCAGUACGAUCGCCAUCACUUCGAUCAUCGACAGCUCUAUUUCGGUCUCUGCCUGCGCGAAUGUGAGGCUUCUCUGGCCGGAUUGAAUAGAAGCGAACUGGAGGCCCUGCAAGCCGGCCUGCUAUCGGAAAAUGCGAAGGUGAACGUAUAUCUGGACUUGUUCUCGAUGGAAGCCAAUAACCGCCAACGGCACCAGCGCUUGACGAAUGCCUGUCUGAACUGGCGGCUGCAGCGUCGUGGAUUCGGGGUGCUGGCCAAGAGCGUGGUGGAGUACUGCGAUGAGGCGGGACAACAGGGUGAAGAUGAUGCGUGGAACCUGACCUUUUAUGGAAUCUUGGGCACUCUACUGAUCUUGGCAUGUCUGGGUAGCUUAGUGGAUCUACAUCUAAAGCGAGGCCGUCAUGACAAAAUGCUCAAGGAGCGAGAUCACUACAAGACACCGCCCAAGAGCACUGCCCAACAGGUGCUGCUCACCUUUUCGGUGGCCCGCAAUUGGUACCGACUUAAUCAGGAGCCAAGUGGCAAGAUCGGUCGCGAGUUGAGAUUCCUCGACUGCUUCAAGUUCUUCGCCAUGUUCAUGGUGAUAUUUGCGCACACCAACUGGGUGAUUUACGAGAGCGCCAUCAGCAAUCCGCAGGAUCCGGAGCGACUGCUUCACACGGCAGCGGGCACUUUACUCGUUUCGGGAUCAUUGAUCACUGUGACCUUUUUUGUGAUCAGUGGUUUGUUGCUGACCAUUAACUGGCUGGCCGUUUCCCGUUCGCUAGAAUCUAAAAAGGACACCUGGAGCUUCGGCCAGUAUGCUGUGCUAUUUGUCAAGUUCAACAUCUUCCGAUACAUCCGGCUGACUGUUCCAUAUGCCUUUGUAUUGCUCAUGAGUGGCGUUUACUUCGAGAACGCUGGAGGUCCUCUAUGGCGGCACAUUUUUGAGCGGGAGCAGUUGGCUUGUCGACGCAACUGGUGGACCAAUCUGCUCUACAUCAACAACUUUGUACGCACGGAUGAGCGGUGCCUGCUCCAAGGUUGGUACUUGGCAGCGGAUACUCAUUCCUUUGUGCUCAGCUUGGUGCUGCUGAUGCUGGGUCACCGGUUCGUCAGAUGGAGCAAACAGCUCUAUGCGGCCAUUUUGGGUCUUUUUGUGGUCGUGCCAAUGGUGCUCACCUAUGCCAGGAACUACUAUCCCAUUUUUGUACCCACGCCACAAACCCAGAAGGAUUCCUUUAUCGGCGAUCGUCAGUUCACCGAGUUCUACACGUCGUCCUUAAUGAACUUCGGUAGCUAUUUCUGUGGAGUCCUGGCGGCUUUGGUUUACGAUCAGUUGGCAUUGAAGCAAUACAAAUUACGGGAGUUGAAGAGCUUCCAGCUUCUUUGGUUCACACUUAUUCCAGUGGGCAUUCUAUGGCUGUUUAGUGCUCAUCCCAUCUUCCAGCACUACUACGUGCCGCCGUCGGCAAUUUGGGGAGCCUUAUAUGCCGGCCUGCAGCGGAACAUUUGGGGCUUCGGGCUGGGAAUCUUCAUCGUGGGCAUGGCCAGCAAAGUGGGAUGGAUUUUCCGUAAGUUCUGCUGCUUGCCCAUUUUCCGCAUUUUGGGACGACUCACUUAUGGAGCCUUCAUCGUUCACCUCCUUGUGGCGAGAAUCGUGUUGGCCACAGUGCGGGAGCCCAUUUAUUUUGGCACGGGCAUGAUGUUUGCUUUCAUCUUUUUUACGGUGACCGUGUCGUAUCUCUGCUCCUUCUUGCUGGCCAUCUUUCUGGAGCUUCCCGUCUCCUCCUUCCUCAAGCUUAUGAGGUAGCCCAUUGUCCUAACUUAUAUAUUACUUAUAACUAGAAUAAAAAACAUAACUUAAUUAAA
This is a messenger RNA of Drosophila sechellia, 2409 nucleotides long. RefSeq names its product nose resistant to fluoxetine protein 6. The transcript has 8 exons. Gene Ontology annotation, molecular function: acyltransferase activity, transferring groups other than amino-acyl groups. Lineage: Eukaryota; Metazoa; Arthropoda; Insecta; Diptera; Drosophilidae. The record is from RefSeq and is a predicted model, not a curated record. The coding region runs from base 305 to 2350 and encodes 681 amino acids.